ACUCCCAUCAUCGUUAUCAAAAUUUCACUCACCUUUUACAAAAUAAGAAACAAAAUUAAACUUCACAUAGAGUUGGGAACUGGCACCAAUCACCGUAAUUGAACAUAGCAAGGACCAAAUAAUCAUCACAUGAAAUUAUAAACCAAAGGAUUUAAUAUAAACCCAUUGGUGUUCCUAGCACUUGAUGGACGGAAACACAUUAUCCUUGGAAGGGUCAGUUAAGCCAAAACAAACUAUAUCAAAACCCUAAAUAUCGCUUUCUAUGAGCCUUGGACAAAUACAUUCCAUUGCAGUGCCUUGGGCAGUUCCCAACACCCUUACCCUUACCCACUCAUUUCCCCAGAAUUGUCACAAUCGCCAAAUUCCAUGCCUCCCCUGUUCACCAUAUAUCAGCCAAACACCGCAGGACCAAAGGCACGAAAGAUCAAACCAGCUAGCAAAAUUGGCACCAAGGAGGAUGCAACGGCUGGCAAAAAUUGACCAAAAAGGCAGACCUUCAACAACGAGACAGGAUUCUAAUAGCAACACAUCCAACAAGCUCACCUCCUUUCCAACCCAACAACAUCGGAUGGCCAAGGAGUGGAAUAGAAACACAACCUAGCAUAACAGCAACAACGGAACAUGACUACACUGGGCAAAACCUACCCUGUGGCUGCUGUGAGUACCAACUCAGCAAAUCACCGAUAGAUAAACAAUAGUGGUGCUUUUUUUUGUUUCUUUUUCUUUUUCAGUACACAAAUCUAGCACUCCAAUGGGAAUACCAUAGCUGUGGCCACCUACUUGAAAGGUUGUUAAAAUUGUGUAUCAUCUGAACAAUCUCACUAAUUGGUGAUUAUGUAUAAUAUGGAAAGUAAACCAACAUCUUUUUU
Molecule: messenger RNA, 869 nt
Organism: Rubroshorea leprosula
Lineage: Eukaryota; Viridiplantae; Streptophyta; Magnoliopsida; Malvales; Dipterocarpaceae
Source: the annotation of a GenBank genome assembly